UGUUUACUUCCGGAUAUUCCAAAGGGAUUUCCCUCUUGUAGCUUUUCACUGAGGUCAAACAUUUUGAGCUUGAUCAUGGAAGUUAAGAAGCUUGACAGUUUAGACAGUGUGCCCCCGUAUGGAUGUUGUGCAUUUUUCUUACAGAAGAAGAGGCGAUUCUGCAAAUUUAGACCGAACACAGGACAAAAAUACUGUGCUGAGCACGCCUGUGUUAUGGGGGUUCAACUGGAAAGAAAACGGAUACCAUGUCCUCUGGAUCCAAAACAUACCUGUUAUGAAGACAGUCUGGAAAAACACUUAAAGAAAUGUAACAAGAGUGUCACAAAGAAUACUGUUGAGUGCUACCACCAGCAGGGGAUCAAUGCCGGCAAUGACGACGGAGACGCUGCCCCUGAACCCAAGGUUACAGUGUGUACUGUGAAGGAUGAGGAACUGCAGAAUCUGAUUGACAGAGUGAAUAAAUUAUACAAUGAACACAUACAGGACAUUAAGUCCGACAUCCUCAGCCACAGCUGUCUGAGGGAAGAGUUGGAGAAUCCUUCAUAUGGUACACCGGCAUUGAGACAUCGCAAACAGCAGGCCUCACUAGUCGGCCACCUAGACAAGCUGCAGCUGCUCAAAGAUGGCGUCUGCUUUGUGGAGAUGGGUGCAGGAAAAGGUCAGCUGUCUCACUGGGUACAGAGAGCAGUGGAGAAGUGUGAUAAAGUCUCCUUUGUGUUGGUGGACAAAGGCACGAUCCGAUACAAACUUGACAACCAGCACAGAGAAGAACAAGGACCCAAGUUUGAAAGGCUCAGGAUAGACAUUGAACACUUAAAUUUGGGGAAGUACAACACAAUCUCAGCAGAUGACCACCGUCCAGUGGUUGCCAUGGGGAAACACUUGUGUGGUGCAGCCACAGAUCUAGCUUUGAGAUGCCUGCUGGAAACGCUUCCCAAGUCAGAUGACAACAAAACCUGCGAACAAUCUCCUUCCAAGAAACCCAGAAAAGAGCAUAAAAGCAGACUACCCUCGGGUGUAGUGAUAGCACUGUGCUGUCAUCACAGAUGUACAUGGAAGGCGUAUGUCGGCAAGGAGUUCAUGAAGCACUGUGGGAUAUCAGCCCGGGACUUCCAGCUGCUUAGCAGCAUGAGCAGCUGGGCCACCUGCUGGAGGAAGACAUGGAAGGGCUGGAGGAAGACAGGCAUCAAGCAGCAGGAGCAGAAGAACAGGCCAGGGGAGGAUGUCGAGGACAGCACUACAGACGAGCAUGACAUCGAGGCUGCAGACAUCAACAGUGCUCAGACGUCUGGUUUGAAGCUGAAUGAGACUGAGAGAGAGGAAAUUGGGCGAAGGUGCAAGAGCCUCAUUGACUACGGACGCAUCAAAUACCUCCAACAUCAUCACAUGGACAGCAACCUACGUGAAUACAUCGAUCAUCACCUCACUCCAGAAAACAUUGUCCUGAUUGCUAAACCUUUCUAAAAUUGAAUGCACUGAUAUACCAUACACAAUUUCAUUUUUCAUGGAAUCUUGAAAAUCUGUCCUUUUCAUUAACACAACAGUGUAAUUUAUUACAAAUAUAUGUUAUUUUUUGUCAUCCAGUUUCUAAUAGACAAUUGUAUUACCAAUACCACAACAAACAUCUCCCAUACUUUAACCUAGAUGUAUGAUGUGGUUCUGCCAUUUUGGAGCCCUGAAGGGUUCCCUGUUUACAAGCGGCAGUAACCUGACUCAGUACUGCCCCCUAUGAUUUUGACUUAGGAAGUCAGUCAUGUUGUUUUGGCUGUUACACCAUGAUGCCUGUACUUCCCUGAAGCUUAUAAGGUGCAGUGCAGAUAGGAUGGGGAUCUAUAAAGAAUACUCAGUGGGAUAGCUCUAUGCUGUGUGUAACAAGUCAAAAUCAAAAUUGUGUCUCGGGACCAGCUGAGUAUUGGUUUCCGCAGCUUGUUGGUAUGAAAUGUACAUACUCUGGCUUGUGUUGAAUGUUGCAAGCCAUGAACAAAGGUGUGGUAUACAUGUGUAAAACCUUCUACCAGCAGGUGUCCUUCUUACUGCCAGCAUUAUCCCUGUUUUGCCGCUGGGCUGGCCUGAUUUCAUUUUGUAGAAAAGCAAUUGGUUGUAAGAAUAUGUUUCACACAUUACUUAAGAAUUCCUUUUUAAUGAUGGUACAAGUUAACAAGUUCCAUGACCACAGUAAAAGUUUGAAUUUGUCUUUUUACAUCUUGAGUCCAUUUACUUUUUUCAUUAAGACCAAUAAUAAUAUAUAUGUUAUUACGUUGUUUCCUUUCCUCCUUGCUGCCGCUCGUGAUUUUAUUGCUCCUUGAUUCAUAAGCAGAUCCAGAGGGGGAUGUGUGUGUGUGUGAGCACCCCCCACCUCCUUUCUCCUGAAAGUUUGUCAAAUGACCAUUGAAACUCUCGUGACAAAAAAGCUCUGUCCACCCCUGAUGAUUUCAUUGCCCCUUUUGGAGAAAAUUACUGUGUUUCCUUGUUUGUUUAAUUGGUGGAAUAUAAGUUUCAUAGUCAAUUCAAACAUUCAUGAUUUAUGUUAAUUCAGUCAGUUGACAAUGUUCACAAAACCUUGAGCAGAUUGUUUCAGAAACAUAAUACAUGUAUACAUUAAUUACUAUGCAUACUGCCUCACCUGGAAUACAAGGUUUGAUAUUUCAUAUGAAGUUGGUUAAUACUCGUUAAGGAUGGGAGGUGACCAUUUCCAUGGAUACACUUCAUAUUCACUUUCAUGUAAACAUUUUUUAAGAACUAUGGGCACAAACAAUCCACAGCUGCCAACAGUGUGAAUCCCAUCCAUUCUAGAGGGUUUAUAUUGUAAAAUUUGUUUUUGUCUUUGUAUAAUGUAUUAACUUUACAUGUAUAGAAGAUAUUGGAUAGGGACAUGCUGUCUGAUUGCUGGUUUGUUGUGUGUGCUGUGUGGUCAUGCAGUCUCAAAUGGAAAUAAAUGUUUUAAUUGUCA
This is a messenger RNA of Haliotis rubra (blacklip abalone), 2950 nucleotides long. Its product is annotated as tRNA:m(4)X modification enzyme TRM13 homolog. The transcript is spliced from 14 exons. Gene Ontology annotation, biological process: tRNA methylation. NCBI's taxonomy places the organism in Eukaryota, Metazoa, Mollusca, Gastropoda, Lepetellida, Haliotidae. The coding region runs from base 76 to 1464 and encodes 462 amino acids. The record is from RefSeq and is a predicted model, not a curated record.